Molecule: messenger RNA, 1601 nt
Organism: Rosa rugosa (rugosa rose)
Lineage: Eukaryota; Viridiplantae; Streptophyta; Magnoliopsida; Rosales; Rosaceae
Product: pentatricopeptide repeat-containing protein At5g61990, mitochondrial-like
Exons: 2
Coding region: 349-1056 (235 amino acids)
Molecular function (GO): protein binding
Source: RefSeq, a predicted model, not a curated record
UCUUGGAUUCAGCUUCUCUGCUAGAAUUCAUUUUGCUAGGAUCUGCUUGGAUAACACUCUCAGCUCGCCACGUGUUACUGGUUCAAUCUAAGGGCUAUAAUGCUUACAACACAGAAAGCCUGAACUUCACUAACGAUCCUUUAACGUCAGUGUUGAAUCGAACAAGAUCUCUACCCCUGGACUCCUCGCAUCUCCCUCUCUCUUCGCCCAAUUUCCUCCUUCCCCUCAUCGGACCCCCUCAUCAUCUAGUCGUGAACUGAAGCCGAGUCCGAUCUCUCGACUCCUCACUUAACUCUCAAGAUUUUCCAGAUGAUGGGUAAGACUCACACCGUGGCUUAGAGAAGAGAAAUGGGUUUAGCUUCACAUGGGAGAAACCUUGCAUUUCAGAUUGGUAAUCCAAAAUCAAGGCUUUUGAUUCGGGUCCACUACUACUGCAGUUAUAAAUCAGAGAGUAAAAAGCAAGAGGAUGAUGAAACAGUGAGGGAAAUCUGUACCAUUCUGAAGCGAAGCAGAGAGUGGGAGUCCGUGUUGAGCUCAUCAGGGUUUCCCAAGAAGCUAAACCCUUGUGUGGUUCGAUCCGUUCUUCAACAACACCACCAGAUUGAUGACCCAGAGAGACUUUUAAGUUUCUUUGAUUGGUCUGGUGCCCAAUUGGGUGUGCUCCCAAAUUUGCAUUCUUUUUCGAUUAUGGCUGUUGUUUUGUGUAAUUCCAAGCUUUUUGGGCAUGCCCAUGGUGUGUUGGAGAGAAUGGUUAGGACCCGGAAGCCGGCUUUAGAAGUUUUGGAUUGUGUUGUUAGGUGUUUUAGAGAGUUUGAGGGGUCUGAUAUGGUGGUUUUUGAGAUUUUGAUUAAUGUGUUUACGAUGGGGGGUUGGUUUUAUGAGGCUGCUGAUGUGUUUUUGGGUGUUAGGAGUGUUGGGAUUUCGCCGAGAUUGGAAUGCUGUAAUUCUCUGUUGAAUGAGUUGUUGAAGGGUAAUAGGAUGAGGCUGUUCUGCAGAAUUUGUUCAGUUAAUCUGAAAUGCCAUUUUUAUUUUCUGUUGUGUUUUCUUUGCACCUAAAGAGUUUAUUGACAUUUUAUAUUAUGUUUUGGACUUUUGGGCAAGUAAAAGCUGCAUCACGCAGGCUUUAAAUUCCCAAAUAGUUUGAGGGUAUCAUACUGGCAAUCAAUGAGAGGAACAUCUAUUGAGAUUGUGAAAACAUCAUAUGAAAGAGUGGUAUAAAAUUCAUUUUUAUUAGUGUAAUAAGUAACAAAAUAAAUGCGAGAUUGUUUCUAUGCCUGCAAUUUAACAAAGAUGUCAUUUUCUAUGCGAAUUUGGAUAGGACAAUUAUAGUAUGAAUUGGUUUCAAUUGUUUCUUUUCUUUCAGGUUCGUCAACAUCUUCAUUCAUUUUUUCUGUACUAUAUGCAGCAAAAGAUAUUCUAUCAAGUGUAGGGAAGAAAACGGUGGAGUACACGGUGCCAUUAGCAGAGAAAACUAAAGACAUGGCUGUGUUUGCAGGUUGGACUGUAGCGCACGACGGAACUGAGGCACCAGUGGAGGGAACCAAAGCAGCUGCAAGAGUAGUUGCCGGAGCAGCAGGGUAUGCUGGUCGUGAGGCUGUGGA